AUGAAAUUCGAAUUCGUCGACAACAGUGGCGCCAUCGACGGCACCGCGAGGAAACGGAUCCGGAGCCAUGUGGCCAUAGGCCGUAACGCCGGGAAGAAGAUUUCAAGGCCGUCCAAGAAGAAAGCGCUGUUGAACAAAUCAGCAAAGGCAGCACGUCCGCAGGCCAUAGCCCUGGUUCAUCCGGAAUCCAGCGAGACCGGCGGGAGCGUGCCAAUGCUCGCUCUGAGAUGCCUAACCGGCCUCCCAGCCCAUAUGCAGCAAAACGACGGAUCCGACAGGCUUGCUCUUGUUCAAAGGGCUAUUUCUUUCCUAGACGGGGUUCGACACGCUCCCGAACUGGACCUCGCUCUCGACUACAGCUCGGAGCCCAAAAUGUGGUGCCUCCAACCGCUAUUUCAGGAUGAAGCCUGCAAGUUGCCAUAUUGCCACUACUUCCACGGCGCCAUGGCUGUCUUCCUUGCCGCAUGCCCCGGGCUCCCAGCCCUUUCAUUCUCACCCCCUACACCCACCCAAGGAAACUGGGACGCGGGGAUGCGCCAUCUGAGCCUCGCGCUCCGGCUCGUCAACACCCGCCUUUCCGGGAAGGAUGCCGCGUCGACCGAAACCAUGACGACGGUGCUGAUCCUGGGCUUGUACGAACGCCAGCAGGGCGAGUACCACCGCGGCCUUGUGCAUCUCGACGGGAUGCAGCGCAUGCUCCAGAUGCGCGGCGGCCUCGUCGAGUUUGCCAAGAGCUGCCCUGACCUGGCCCGCAAGAUCCUCCGGUAUGUCCCAUGGCCUUCUGAAUAG
Chaetomium fimeti is the source of this 789-nucleotide messenger RNA. RefSeq lists its product as uncharacterized. The coding region runs from base 1 to 789 and encodes 262 amino acids. The record is from RefSeq and is a predicted model, not a curated record. NCBI's taxonomy places the organism in Eukaryota, Fungi, Ascomycota, Sordariomycetes, Sordariales, Chaetomiaceae. The transcript has 3 exons.